Rhopalosiphum padi (bird cherry-oat aphid) is the source of this 729-nucleotide messenger RNA. RefSeq names its product zinc finger BED domain-containing protein 5-like. Bases 1 to 729 code for a protein of 242 amino acids. NCBI's taxonomy places the organism in Eukaryota, Metazoa, Arthropoda, Insecta, Hemiptera, Aphididae. The record is from RefSeq and is a predicted model, not a curated record. The transcript is spliced from 3 exons.
AUGGAUCGUUUUUUAAUUAAGAAAAGUAAAUUAAGCGAAGAAUUGCAUGAUCCUAAUAAUGCUCAUAGAAUUGAUGUUGAGGAAUUGCCUGGUCCUAGUUUCAAUCCUCCUAACGUUGAGGUGAGUGCGAGUAAAAAUGCUAACGUACGAUCAAAAAAUAUUAUUCGACAAUAUCACGAAAGCUAUUUAUCAUUUGGUUUCACGUCGAGUGGUGGAGAAAUGCCUAUACCUCAAUACCUCAUGUGUAGUGAAAAAUUAUCUAAUGAAAGUAUGGUAACAAGUAAGCUGAAAAGGCACCUGCUUACAAAACAUGGUUUUGCGUCUGAAAAGCCUCUAGAUUUUUCAAAAGGAAGCUAUGCUGUCGCGGAACUGAUAGCAAAAAAAAUGAAAUUUCACACAACAGCCGAGUCAACCAUUUUACCAGCAUGCUGUGAAAUCGUUAAAAUUUUGUUUGGUGAAGAUUUUGAAAAAGAAGUUAGAAAAAUUCCGUUAUCUAAUAACACUGUCCAAAGGCGUAUUGAAGACAUGUCUAAAGAUGUUGAAUUCCACGUGAAUGAAAAACUUAAAGCAGCUGAAUUGUUUGCCCUUCAAUUAGAUGAGUCUACAGAUGUAACCGGAAAACCUCUAGUCAUGACAUUCACCUUCCUGAAACUACAAGUGGACAAGGCAUUUUUAAUUUGGUUAACAAUUAUUUUACUACUGCCAAUAUAUCAUGGAAGUUUUGUUUGA